GUAGAGCAAAGAGGCGUGGUUUAGGUCUGGAUCGAGGCUUGGAUUGCUAGCCCCGCCCACACAUGUGGUUCUAAGUUGAACGUGAAGUGUCGGUUAUAGGCUAAUUUGUCGGUGCAGCGCGGGAUAUCAUGGCUGAUGAUCUGGGAGACGAGUGGUGGGAGGAGACAACCGGGGACGUCGGGGAUGAAGGAUUCGUCAAUAAAGCUGCAAUUUCUCCAAGUGCUGGAUCAUCUUGUUUCUUUCCUACCAUUUGGACACGAAGAGUCUGGGAGGGGAUCCGUGCACAAGACCUAGCAGGAGUCCAGUGGGCAGUCCUAUCACUGAGUGGCACAAUCUCUGGACUCAUUAGAAUAGAAAGAGCAGGGAUUUUAAACAAACCCGUGGAGGAAGUUAAAGAGAGUGCGGAGAGUGAUGAAGAACCAAAGCCAAAGAAGACCAAGAAAGCAGAUCAGCCUACAAAAAAGAAAAAGAAACAGGUGAAGGAAUGCAUCUUAAGCAAACCUGAAGAAAAGGAGGAGACGGCAAAAAAAUCAAGGAAGAGGAAGAAGAAGACAAUUACUGAUGUUCUUGCGGCAUCUGCUCCAAAACCUGGAACUCCAGAAGAUCUUCAGAAUCUUAUCGAGCAAUACUACGGCAAGACUCGAUCAGUGAUUGAGAUGGAGGAACUCAAGUUACCAGAUAAUUGUUUUGCAAAAGAAAAUGACCUCAGCCACACCUUAUCAUCAUACCUGAAGGAAGUCUGCCCCAAAUGGUCAAAACUAUCAAAGAACCACAAAGAGAAGAAAUCUAUCGUCCUGCUGGUUGUGUGCAGCUCUGCCCACCGCACCCUGGAGCUUAUUAAAUUAAUAAAUGCGUUCAGAGGCGACACCAAGAUCAUGAAAUUAUUUGCAAAACACAUUAAGAUUAAAGAUCAGAUAAAGUGGCUGGAAGAUCAUGUCGUUCACCUGGGAGUGGGGACUCCGGGGAGGAUAAAAUCUCUCAUAGAACAAGAUGGGCUCACCUUGCAGUCCUUGAAAUACCUGGUUUUAGAUUGGAACUGGCGAGAUCAGAAGUUGCGGAGGAUGGCGGAUAUACCGGAGGUGAAGAAGGAGAUGCUUGAACUCCUCGUGUCGGGUCCCAUAGCUGCCUGCCGAGAAGGAUCUUUAAAGAUUGGUUUAUUUUAACUUUUGCAUUAGAAGCAACGUUGAGCCUUUUAUCCUGCACAUUUCUGUUUAAACCAGUGACUUUUGUUUAUUCUCUAUACACAUGACUAAUAAAACCUGGCUUUUUGUCUUAACUUUCUG
Molecule: messenger RNA, 1283 nt
Organism: Hyla sarda
Lineage: Eukaryota; Metazoa; Chordata; Amphibia; Anura; Hylidae
Gene: CMSS1
Product: cms1 ribosomal small subunit homolog
Exons: 12
Coding region: 129-1163 (344 amino acids)
Cellular component (GO): 90S preribosome; nucleus
Source: RefSeq, a predicted model, not a curated record